Molecule: messenger RNA, 1050 nt
Organism: Letharia lupina
Lineage: Eukaryota; Fungi; Ascomycota; Lecanoromycetes; Lecanorales; Parmeliaceae
Exons: 2
Coding region: 1-1050 (349 amino acids)
Source: RefSeq, a predicted model, not a curated record
AUGAAGGAGGAAGAGGUGAAGGACGACAACAACGACUCCGAGGUUGGAAGUGAGGCAGCGAGCGGUGCCUCAGGACGUAGUACAGCUCGGAAAAGGCAGAAAACGAGCGUCAAGCUUGACAAGCUUGCCUACAAAAGAGCCACGUUCAAAAAAGAGCGUGCCCGCCGCACAGUCCCCAACGCCGGUGCACAACCCUCCUCUUUGACUUCUCAGCCCACGCCAGGGGUCACUUUCAAGCUAAAAUUCAAACCAAAAGCUCCUCUUCCGCGUGCUCAUAAGAAUCUCUCCGGAGCGAAACCGGCAUCAGAAGCCACAAAAUCAAGUCCAGAGAGCCAUGACAACGAAACGGAGAAGGGCGGCAACGACGCUUGUUCGGGUUUCGAACCUGUCACGAAGACGAGGGAGCACGACAACUUGCCGGCCCCUCCCGUUAGAAUGACGGCCAACGCAUGUCCAACCCCUUCCUCGACGACACCUGAAGCUGCCUGCAAAGUUCAUAGAAGAGAUCGCCAAGAUGCUCGAGUCUUCGCAACAAAGCUCCAAACCUGGAAAGUGAGAGCGAGGAGAGGCGGAGGAAGCGGGCAAAGUUCGCAUAGGUCGGUUGUCCCUGGAGGCCUCAUUGCUCUACAUAAGCGAUUUGUACGGGGGAGAAAUGCUUCAUUAGCAAUACAAAGAGACUACAUAAAAAGUAUUGAUAUCGUUGGUGAUAGCAAGAUGCCUUUACUUCAAGGCCAUCCUCAGGUAGACCGUCACGGAGUCGGAGGUACCAUCUUUCAUGUACCCCAACCGCAUAGUCAAUCAUUUCCUCUGACCGACUCUGUCGCCAGAAAGCUACUCGAUGAAGGAGGCAAUUCUCGAACAGUGUUUCCGAGUGAGCUUUUUCCUGAUGACAGCAGUCAAAUACUUUACCGCGAUGCCGAAAGCCGGGAUCCCAUCGGUUUUUCAUCCAACGACAAGGCUGCAGAGGUCACACGGGACCAAGUGUCGUGCAAUCCUCGGUCACGCCAAAGACUGCGUUCAAAUCUUCAAGGCAUUAGACAACCGGUGUAG